AUUCCAUUCAGUCAAGCUCGUCAGCACUUAUUCCCGUAACUCGGAUUCCCCCAGAAUCGGCAUCGUCCUUGCUAGUUGCUCCCGCAUGGCCAACGACGUCGUGGGGAGCACUUCCCCCUCCUUCUCCACCACCACCUUCCGGAGCUACUUUUGGAUUCCGAUUCUGAUUUCCUUUUUGAGAUGCGUUGUUGGAUCUGCUGAGGCUCACGAUAUUGUUCUACCUAGCCAGCGCCACAAUGACUCGCUGCCUCGAUCGUCUUCCACUUGCCCCGCCCCGAACCCUAACUUGUACUACCGGCCGGUCAUCGGGAUCAUCACGCACCCCGGCGACGGCGCCUCUGGACGUCUCAGCAAUGCCACCAAUGCUUCUUCCGUUGCCGCCUCCUAUGUCAAGUUCGUUGAGUCCGCCGGAGCUCGAGUUAUUCCGUUGAUCUUUAAUGAGCCUUGGGAAACUCUUCUCAAGAAGCUGGAGUUGGUCAAUGGGGUGCUAUUUACUGGUGGUUGGGCUAAAACUGGAUCAUAUUUUGAGACUGUCGAGAAAAUCUUCAAGAAAGUUUUGGAGAAAAAUGAUGAUGGCAAUCAUUUCCCCUUAUAUGGCAUCUGCCUAGGUUUUGAACUUAUGUCAAUGAUUGUUAGCAAGGACCUAAAUAUCCUUGAAGAAUAUAAUGCAUCAAAUCAGGCAACUACGCUUGAUUUUUUCGAAAACGCAAAUCUUGAUGAAUCUAUGUUCCAAAGGUUUCCUCCGGACUUGUUAAAGAAGUUGAGCACCGAUUGUAUUGUCAUGCAAAAUCAUCAUUAUGGCAUAUCCCCACAAAGGCUUCUGAAUAAUGAAAAAUUAUCUGGGUUUUUCGAGAUCUUGACAACUUGCACAGAUGAAGAUGAUAAGGUUUAUGUAUCCACAGUGCGCUCACGGAACUACCCUGUAACUGGCUUCCAAUGGCACCCAGAGAAAAAUGCUUUUGAAUGGGGCUCGCAAAAGAUCCCACACACAGAGGAUGCUAUUCGAGUCACUCAACAUGCUGCAAACUUUUUUGUCAGUGAAGCUAGGAAAUCUACAACCAGACCAGAUGCACAAGAAGUGCGAGACAAUCUCAUUUACAAUUACAAGCCCACUUAUGGUGGGAAGGCAGGGAAAGGAUAUGACGAAGUUUAUAUCUUCACAUAAUCAAUUCUAAGUUCUCGGAAUGUCAAUCAACAAAUGAAUAUCAUAAUUAUUAUGUACAAUAAUGUUGCAAUAUAUAUACAUCCGGUAUGAUGGUCUUUGAUGUGCUUUUGCCUUGGCUGAAGCUCUGAUACGAUACGAGAAGCUGUGUCAGCUUCUUGCAAUUUUAGCGCGUGGUAGAAGAUGGCUUGUGGAUACUACAAUAAAGCGGGUGAUAUGUCACCCCAAAGAUGGCUUGUCGAUACUACGAUAAAUCAUGCCAUAUAAUUGUUCCAUGAUGUUGCAUUAUAUUUUUUUGAGUGAA
Molecule: messenger RNA, 1466 nt
Organism: Prosopis cineraria
Lineage: Eukaryota; Viridiplantae; Streptophyta; Magnoliopsida; Fabales; Fabaceae
Product: gamma-glutamyl hydrolase 2-like
Exons: 10
Coding region: 86-1165 (359 amino acids)
Biological process (GO): tetrahydrofolylpolyglutamate metabolic process
Cellular component (GO): vacuole
Molecular function (GO): gamma-glutamyl-peptidase activity
Source: RefSeq, a predicted model, not a curated record